Abrus precatorius (Indian licorice) is the source of this 1267-nucleotide messenger RNA. Its product is annotated as ruBisCO-associated protein-like. The record is from RefSeq and is a predicted model, not a curated record. Bases 46 to 939 code for a protein of 297 amino acids. Gene Ontology annotation, biological process: carbohydrate metabolic process. The transcript has a single exon. Lineage: Eukaryota; Viridiplantae; Streptophyta; Magnoliopsida; Fabales; Fabaceae.
CCCAUCCAAAACCCUCAAAGCAAACACCCAAACUAGCAAUUAACCAUGUCUUCUACUCCUGCCUCUUCCAAUCCCACACCUCCUCCACCUUCAAUUUUUCGUGAAUAUAUUGAUCCCAAUCAUUUUCGACCUUUCCCUAAUAAUAUCAUCAACCCCAAUAUUUCAGAAUUCCACUUCGUUUUAACCUUUGCCGUUGAGACCUACCAGGGGGAAGCUGAAAACCCCAGGGGAACAGGACACUUCAAUUCCACUUGGGACAUCGAGCGCUUCGGUCCUGCCGACAUCAGAAGCCUUAAACAAGCCCAUACGAACGCAAAGUUUGUAAUAAGCAUUGGAGGCCGUGGCGCCGAUCAUAGCUUCAAUCCUGUUGACAGCGAAAACUGGAUUCGCAAUGCUGAAUGUUCCCUCACAAACAUUCUCCGACGCUACAACAACGAGAAUGAGAAUCUGGAGAAGAUUAUUGAUGGUAUCGAUGUUUACUAUGAGUACAUCAAUAGUGAUCACUUCAACCACUGCAUUGGGGAACUUAUAAACCGCCUCAAAAACGAAAACCUGGUCGAUGUGGUAUCUAUUACUCCAUCACGUAAUGUGCUACCCCAAUACAGCGCCUUGUUCCAAGAUAACCAAGCCGCUAUUGGCUUGGUCAACUACCAGUUCCAUACUGAGGACGUGCACACAGUCGGUGACUUUAUUCACCGCUUCUAUUAUUUGCGAUCCACCGUCUUCGGCCAAAACAAAUUAAUGGUGGGAUUCAGCACUGUUCCUGGUGAAUAUGUCAACUUUUCACCACCUGUCUUCAUUGAUUUAUGCCAACAAAUCAUCGAAAGCGGUUUUCUCAAAGGCAUUUCUGUUUGGAAUGCUUCUUACUCUGCCCGUUACCUGCCUCCAUUCUACAUAGAACAGAGGGCACAGGCGUUCCUCACUGGAUCUGAUGAUUAGUUUCAGGAGAAAUUCUGAAAUGAAAUCUUAUCCGAUGCCUAUAUAUAUAUGUUUAAUAUUAUUAAUUACGGGUCACAGACUAUAAUAUAUAUGCAUGUGUGCAGUAACUAUAGUCUGCUGAAUAAUAUAAUCUAAAUAAGACCCGUAAUGUUGUCAGUGUAUGUGUGGCAUGCUUAUAGAUGCAUGCAAGGUUUCUUCUUGUAUUAUGCUAUUUGGUGUGCUUUACGUUCGGGUCACAGACUAUGAUAAGCGUGCAUGUGUAUGAUAAUUCGUAGUCUGCUAAAUAUUCUAAAGAAGACCCAUUUAUGUUCGUAUCUAUAUAAGUUGG